AUGGUGAACUUUACGGUGGAGCAGAUGCGUGAGAUCAUGGGUAACCCCAAAAACAUCCGAAACAUGUCUGUGAUUGCUCACGUCGAUCACGGAAAGAGUACCCUUACGGAUUCACUUGUCUCGAAGGCCGGUAUUAUUGCCGCUAAGAACGCUGGUGAUGCUCGGUUCACGGACACACGUGCUGAUGAGCAGGAGCGUUGCAUCACUAUCAAAUCUACCGGUAUCUCUAUGUACUUCGAACACGAUCUCGAUGAUGGCAAAGGUAUGCAACCAUUCCUUAUCAACCUCAUCGAUUCGCCCGGACACGUCGACUUCUCUUCGGAAGUGACUGCUGCCCUUCGUGUCACUGACGGUGCUUUGGUCGUCGUCGACACCAUUGAAGGUGUAUGUGUGCAGACGGAGACUGUGUUGCGACAGGCAUUGGGUGAACGUAUCAGGCCCGUGCUUCACGUCAACAAGGUCGACAGGGCACUGUUGGAACUUCAGAUGGGACCGGAGGAGAUCUACAUGACUUUCCUUCGUUGUAUCGAAAAUGUCAAUGUCAUCAUUGCCACUUACAACGAUGAACUCAUGGGAAAUGUGCAAGUGUACCCCGAAAAAGGUACCGUAUCAUUCGGUUCUGGACUUCACGGUUGGGCUUUCACUAUUGAAACUUUUGCUCGCAUCUACAACACCAAGUUCGGUAUUUCUAAGGAGAAGAUGAUGCACUACCUCUGGGGUGACCACUUCUUCUCCAGAUCCGGCAAGGUGUGGUUGUCUGAAGCUUGUCCCGAAGCACCUGACCGUGCCUUCUCCAACUUCAUCAUGAAGCCCAUAUGCAGUUUGUUCACCAACAUUAUGAACGACAACAAGGAGAAGUACCAGGCUCAAUUGAAGUCUAUCGGUGUUGAGUUGAAGGGAGAGGACCGUGAUCUUACCGGAAAGGCGUUGCUUAAGAGGGUUAUGCAAAUAUGGCUACCAGCUGGUGAUGUUCUUCUACAAAUGAUUGUCAGCCACUUGCCUUCCCCAUUCGAAGCUCAGAAAUACCGUGUUGAAAACCUUUACACGGGUCCCAUGGACGAUGAGGCUGCUAACGGUAUCCGCAACUGUGACCCUGAAGGACCACUAAUGAUGUACAUCUCUAAAAUGGUACCGACAUCCGACAAGGGUCGGUUCUAUGCUUUCGGAAGAGUUUUCUCUGGUACAGUUGCCACUGGUCAGAAGGUCAGAAUUCAGGGUCCUAAAUAUGUGCCUGGUGAAAAGACUGACUUGCUAGUCAAAAACGUCCAGCGUACAGUGCUGAUGAUGGGUCGUUACACGGAACAGAUCCAAGAUGUUCCAUGUGGUAACACAUGUUGUCUGGUAGGUGUUGAUCAAUACAUUUUGAAGAGUGGUACCAUUACCACUUGUGACACCGCUCACAACAUUGCCGACAUGAAGUACUCUGUGUCACCCGUCGUCCGUGUGGCUGUCAAGCCUAAGGACUCCAAGGAUCUGCCUAAACUUGUGGAAGGUCUUAAGAAAUUGUCCAAAUCUGAUCCUCUUGUUGUUUGCACUACCGAAGAAAGUGGUGAACACAUUAUUGCCGGUUGUGGUGAACUUCACGUUGAAAUUUGUUUGAAGGAUCUCAGAGAUGAGUACGCCCAAAUUGAUUUCAUCGUUUCUGACCCCGUUGUUUCCUACAGGGAGACUGUAGCUGCUGAAUCUAGCAUUACAUGUCUGUCUAAAUCCCCCAACAAGCACAACAGGCUGUUCAUGAAGGCCGAACCUUUUGCUGAGGGUCUAUCUGAAGCUAUCGAGGAGAAUGAAAUUACCUCUAGGGAUGAUGCCAGGGAAAGAGCUAACGUUCUUGCAAGCAAAUUCGAAUGGGACAAGAAUGCUGCCUUGAAGAUCUGGUGUUUUGGUCCGGAAACUACUGGUCCAAACAUUUUGGUCGACAUGACUACCGGAGUACAGUACAUGAACGAAAUCAAGGAUCACUGUAACUCUGCCUUCCAGUGGGCGACCAAGGAAGGUGCCUUGUGUGAUGAGAACAUGCGUGGUAUCCGUUUCAACCUCUUGGAUGUGACUAUGCACGCUGAUGCCAUCCACAGAGGUGCUGGUCAGAUCAUGCCUACUUGCCGUCGUUGUUUGUACGCCUGUGAGUUGACCGCCCAGCCUAAACUUCAGGAGCCGAUUUUCCUUGUGGAUAUUAACUGUCCACAGGACGCUGUCGGUGGUGUCUACAGUACGCUAAACCAGCGUCGUGGUCACGUGUUCCAUGAGGAGAACAGGGCCGGUACCCCUCUCAUUGAGAUUAAGGCUUAUUUGCCUGUCGCCGAAAGUUUCGGUUUCACAACCGCCCUUCGUGCGAGCACUUCUGGUCAAGCUUUCCCUCAAUGUGUGUUUGACCACUGGCAAUUGAUGAGCGGCGACGCGCUUGAGAAGGGCUCCAAAUUGAACGAAAUUGUGCUUGCCAUUAGGCAAAGGAAGGGUUUGAAGGCUGAUAUUCCAAGCCUGGACCAAUUCUACGACAAGCUAUAA
Molecule: messenger RNA, 2502 nt
Organism: Babesia sp. Xinjiang
Lineage: Eukaryota; Apicomplexa; Aconoidasida; Piroplasmida; Babesiidae
Product: Elongation factor 2
Exons: 1
Coding region: 1-2502 (833 amino acids)
Biological process (GO): translational elongation
Cellular component (GO): cytosol; ribonucleoprotein complex
Molecular function (GO): GTP binding; translation elongation factor activity; ribosome binding
Source: RefSeq, a predicted model, not a curated record